UCCGAGGUCGCCGGAGCGGCCUGACCGGGCAGGGGACGGCGAACCCGUCUUGGAUCGGCCGAGAGAGGCUACGAAACGAGACGAAAAGGCGCUUUCCGUCCUUCACGAUGUCCGAAGGAACUUCAGGCGGCGAUCCCGAGAGUGCCAGGCCCGCACUUUCUGCUGCCAGAGGAUUAAUUGGGAGAAGGACUCCCGUGCCCAUCUCACCAGGCCGCCUGCCCUCCAUCCGCUCCCGAGAUCUUACCCUUGGUGGCGUAAAAAAGAAAACCUUUGCCCCGAACAUAAUUAGCAGGAAAAUCAAAGAAGAGCCCAAAGAGGACCUUUCUGCCAAGAAAGAGAAGGACCGUGAUCGAGAUCGGCAGAGAGAAUGUCACGGACGAGGCAGAGGGAGGCCAGAAGUCAUUCAGUCGCAUUCCAUCUUCGAGCAAGGCCCGGCAGAAAUGAUGAGGAAGAAAGGUACCUGGGAUAAGUCUGUGGAUAUGUCUGACUUUGGCCCGUCCCACAUCAUCAACAUAAAGAAAGAGAAGAGGGAGACAGAUGAAGAGACUAAGAAGAUCCUGCGCAUGUUGGAGAAAGAUGAUUUCCUGGAUGACCCAGGCUUGAAAAAUGACAUUCGGAACAAGCCAGUUCAGCUGCCUCUGGCACAUUCUGGUUGGCUUUUCAAGGAAGAAGGGGAUGAUCAAGAGGACGUCAAGCUAUUGAACUCUAGCCAUAAAGAGGAGGAGAUGGAAAUAGGUGUAUCUUCAGUGAAAGUGAAAGAGGAGCCCCACGAUGAAGAGGAGACGCCACUUGUCCAGGCUGCAGCGCCCACGAAAACCCCUCCUCCCUUCCCUCAGGAUGUCUCCCUGGCGGAGCUGCUGCCAAGGUUGAGCCUCUCCAAGGAGGAAGAGCUGCUCUUCCUGCAGCUGCCGGACACGCUCCCGGGGCAGCCACCCACCCAGGACACCAAGCCGCUGAAGACGGAGGUGCAGAACGAGGAUGGGCAGGUGGUGGUGAUCAAGCAGGAGAAGAACCAGGAGACCAAGGAGGCAGAGAACACCUGCACCCUGGGGGACCUCUCGGAAGGGCAGGUGGGGAAGCUGCUGAUCCGCAAAUCGGGAAAGGUGCAACUUGUCCUGGGCAGAGUGACUCUUGAUGUGACCACAGGAACCCCAUGUUCCUUUCUUCAGGAGCUGGUGUCAGUCAGCAUUGGGGACAAUCGGAGUGGCGAGAUGAUUGUCCUGGGCCAUGUGAAGCACAAGCUGGUUUGUGCUCCAGAUUUUGAAUCCUUGCUGGCAUACAAGCAUCGAUAGAGCUGCUGCAGAGCUCCUUGCCAGAAGAGCUGGUUGUUCUGCCUAAACAACACUGAUCUGGGCUCUCCAAAAGUGCCUGUUCCUCAGUUGAUGAGAUAGAGGCGUUUCUAAGAAGACCCUGCUAGAAGAGAUUGGCUACAUUGGAGGGAAUGGGCCUGUCAGACAUCUUGCUGGCUGAGGGCAUCUGGAGCUAUAGGAUCUCUGGGGGCGGGGGAAAGGGUUCUCCUGGAAGCCGGAACCGAGGGCCUGUGGCAUCCUUCCUCCCAGUUCCAUAUGGGACAUGACUUGCACCCUUGUAACAACCUUAAUGACUUAAUUCUGUGCACACUCCCUGGUGAUGUUAUCUCAAAAGGGAGAUUGGAAAGAUGUGAGACUUGGAGCCAAGACUACCUGUUUAGCAGCUGUUUCCUGCAGACGAUAGAGAAGAUGUCACCAUUCCAAACAUUUGUAGGAGAGUACAGUGAUGCCUUUUCUCUUUUACCUUCUGGAUCUUACCUACCACACACUGCAAUAGGAUUAAAAGGCACAGGGUGAGAGGUUUGGGUGGACACAUUCCCAAAUAGUAGAUUGUGUCUUCAGCAGAGAGAUACCCCAUACACCUCCGAUGUCUAGACCAGCUCCAUCAGGCACUUGGUGAAACUGGUUACUUUCAUCCUAUCCUUGAACAGCCAGGAAAAAACACCUGGUUGACAAGCUCUGCCGUUUCCCAUGCUUAUAAUGCUGUGUGUGAUAAAAGCAGGAAAGGGUUUCUUUUAUAAACGUAGAAGGCAGAGAGGAACACACUCUCUUAAUCCGGCUUUCAUCGCUGUACCUGUUGUCCUUGAUGAAGGAUUCCUGCAGUGAUGGUGGUGGCAGCUCCUCUGCCCCUGAUCAAGGGGUCUAUUUUGUCCAUCAGAAAAUCAUAUUCUGACUGUUACAGCCUUUAAUUUGGGGAAGGAAGAUGAGAGAUGGUGCCAAAAUCAAUCAAUCAAUCUCACACACACACGCAUGCAUGCAUGCACACCUAUUGAGGAAUUCAGUGGUCUGGUUUAAAAUGGUUCUGCUUUCACACCCUACCUUGGGCUUGGUACAUGAUGGCAAGAAAGUUGUGAUUUGCUUGUCAUGCCUUGUUAAAGAGGACAGUUCAAUGUUUAAAGAUUUUUAUAGAGCAGCAGUUAAAGUGUGUGUAUUCUGCUUGGGUUUUUUUUUUUUCAUCUAGAGCAACUGGGAAAUUAUAAAUCAGAGAAGGCAGCUGGUGGUAGUAUGGAGUACAAAUAUUAAUUCUCUGUUGAAACGUUCUUUCAGCUGGGUACCUUUAUUUGAUCUUUGUCAAGUAAAGUUGGAGAGAGCAACGAUUCAGUGGCCAGGCUGAUGCCAUUUACUUAUCAUCUGUAUAUCUGUAACUAAAAGUGGACUAGAAUGA
Molecule: messenger RNA, 2694 nt
Organism: Candoia aspera
Lineage: Eukaryota; Metazoa; Chordata; Lepidosauria; Squamata; Candoiidae
Gene: POLR3D
Product: RNA polymerase III subunit D
Exons: 9
Coding region: 108-1292 (394 amino acids)
Biological process (GO): tRNA transcription by RNA polymerase III
Cellular component (GO): RNA polymerase III complex
Molecular function (GO): DNA binding
Source: RefSeq, a predicted model, not a curated record